AUGGCCGACACCGUUGGAAAGACCAUCACUUGCAAGGCUGCCGUAGCCUGGGAGGCCGGCAAGGAGCUCAGCAUCGAAGAUAUCGAAGUUGCUCCUCCCAAGGCCCACGAGGUCCGAAUCCAAAUCUACUACACUGGCGUGAAGAGCAAAGACGCCUACACUCUGUCCGGCAAGGAUCCCGAGGGUGCGUUCCCCAUCGUCUUGGGACACGAGGGUGCCGGUAUUGUCGAAUCCGUUGGUGAGGGUGUCACCAAUGUGAAGCCUGGUGAUCACGUCGUCGCUCUGUACACACCGGAAUGCAAGGAAUGCAAGUUUUGCAAGUCUGGAAAGACCAAUCUUUGCGGCAAGAUCCGAGCCACCCAGGGCAAAGGAGUGAUGCCUGACGGUACAUCUCGGUUCAAGUGCAAGGGCAAGGAUCUCCUUCACUUUAUGGGCACGUCGACAUUCUCCCAAUAUACUGUGGUUGCCGAUAUCUCGGUUGUUGCUGUUGAGGCUGAUGCUCCCAUGGACCGUACCUGUCUGCUGGGAUGCGGCAUCACCACUGGGUACGGCGCUGCCCGUGUCACUGCCAACGUUGAGAAGGGCUCCAAUAUUGCCGUCUUCGGCGCUGGCUGCGUCGGUCUAUCAGUUGUCCAGGGUGCCGUUGUCAACAAGGCGGGCAAGAUCAUUGUCGUUGAUGUAAACCCUUCCAAGGAGGAAUGGGCCAAGAAGUUUGGUGCCACCGACUUCGUCAACCCUACCGAAUUGAAGGGCCAGACCGUUGUUGAGAAGCUGGUUGAGAUGACAGAUGGCGGCUGUGAUUACACGUUCGAUUGCACUGGUAAUGUCACUGUCAUGAGAGCUGCUCUUGAGGCCUGCCAUAAGGGCUGGGGCGAGAGCAUCAUCAUUGGUGUUGCUGCUGCGGGCCAAGAGAUCGCCACCCGACCUUUCCAACUUGUUACUGGGCGAGUGUGGAGGGGAUGCGCCUUUGGUGGCAUCAAGGGUCGCUCUCAGCUUCCCGGCCUUGUUGGCGACUACAUGAGUGGUGCUCUCAAGGUCGACGAGUUCAUCACCCACCGCAAGACGCUGAACGAGAUGAACUCUGCUUUCGAAGUCAUGAAGAGCGGUGACUGUAUCCGUGCUGUUGUCGACAUGAGAAAGCUGUAA
Messenger RNA from Metarhizium brunneum ARSEF 3297, 1146 nucleotides. The record is from RefSeq and is a predicted model, not a curated record. Lineage: Eukaryota; Fungi; Ascomycota; Sordariomycetes; Hypocreales; Clavicipitaceae.